CGCGUCCAGUCUGCCGCCUGCUGCCGCCGCUGUCGAGAUGUCCGCCCGCCGCUCGCUCUUGCUCCUCUUCGCUGCCGCCGUUCAGGCGGUGCCGACACCGACGGGGCUGCUCCCCGUCCCCAGCACCAAGCUGGAGCCGCCGCCAAUCCCUCAAUCGGCCGGCGACUUCAGCUGGGAAGACGUGAUCCCAAAGAUCCCCGAUUCCGACGAGAUGGGCAUUCCCAAAUGGGGCGACGAGCCCAGCGAAGAGCUGCAGCCGCCCCCGGUCGGUGUCUCCGUCGGUUUCCAGCUGAACGGCAAAGACUCUGCAAAGCCAAUCGACAUUGAAGUGAAGUACAAAGAACAGAAGCUGUCUGCACCAGACAGCAAGCAGGCCCAUCUGAAAGCCACUGUCCAACAGUUCCCCAAGAAGUACAGGCCCGACCUGCACAAAGCUGAGGGUGGUGCCAAGAAGAACCUGAGUCCAAAACCAGCAGUGCCAGAGCAGGAGCCUGCAGAAUCUAGCUUUUCUGCUAUUGUUGCGGGUGCAGGCACACAAAACUUGGGUGAUGAACCCUUGGGUGAUGCUGUUCAUCUCAGCAGCGGAGGAGAUCGAGUUGAAUUUCAGAUGCAUGGUCAAAAUGGACCAAACUCCUACAAAUUUGGAUUUGACACAGGCAAUGUGCACAACAGACUGAUCCGAUAUGAGGAGCGUGAUGCACAUGGCAAUGUGAAAGGGCAUUAUGGAUUCUAUGACAAAAGUGGUAAACUGCAUAUAGUCAAUUACUCUGCUGAUCCACAUACAGGUUACCAUGCACAGCCUGGAGUUGUUGGAUAAUAUGAUCUCAUUAAUGACAAAUACCACAGGAAAACAGUGUGCCAGCAAAUUUGGAGUUGUGGUCUGUUACUAUAGUCAAGCUGACAGUGCUCAUAAUACCCAGCGUAAUUGUGAAAUAUUUAUUUCUCACGUGUUUUGCAAAACCUUGCUCAUAUUCUCCCCAACAAAACGUAUAAUCAGUGGUCCAUUUAGUAUUUUACUGCAAAAGUUUUAAGGCCAGUUGCAAUACAGGUUGUCCGAUUCAGGACAUCCAAAGUUUUUUUUUCUGUUAUCCAAAUGACAUUCCUCUAACAAUGAAUGGCUUUUGCUAAACUGUUACGGUCUCCUUCUGAGUGAACAUCCUAUAUAGAUGUUUAUAUUGGCAUUAUCAUUACUAUUUCACAACAUAUGUGCACACUGAACAUCCCACUAGCAAACAUGAAAACAAUUAUCAGACUAAUAAUCUAAUUGCAAAUUUGAGAAUGAAAUAGUCGAGUGCACAAAUGCAGUAUAUCAGUGACAUUACAAAUUGCACAUCUAAGUAUGAAAUCAUCAGUUUUGUCUUCCAGCUGCAAGAUUACAGUGUACAUUUGUAGAGUGAUGUGAAGUUUUUUUUAUAUUUUUGUAUUUUCUUAUACAUUUUUUAUAAAUAUGUCUAGUCUCUAACUUGUUAUCUUGUUGAGUUUUGUAAACUUGUGUAUAGCAUGUUAAAGCAUUGAGCAAACAUGUCUGAUUAAAUUAUGAAGUUUUUAUUUGUUGCAGAUAUAACUGUUUUAUUGUAUUCCCUAUCCAAAAAUUAUCCAUCAUCAAGACAUUAAUAGUUCUAAUUGUUUUCUUCUGGUUGUAUGGAAUUCCAUUAAAAUUCAAAUAUGCUGAAACAGAGUUACAAGCAAUUUUUACAACAGCAAGAUGUCUCUUAUUAUGGUCAGAAAAGUGUGAUAAUAUAGUAUAUGACUCCAGAAUUCUCAUGCUGCAUCAAAUAAUUAAAAUACUCAAGGGAUAACGCGUGAGGAAAAUGUUUAGUUGCCCAUGUCUUGUGACACACACUAACACCACUUACUAUAAAAGGAGAACUGUAAAGUACCUUUCAAACAUUUAGUUAUUCUUGACUGAGUUAAAUUCCCUGGAAGAGGAAUAUCAAUAUGAGUGCUUUACUGUGAUGAAUGUUGCAUUGUACAGAGUUUCUUACAGUGGCAAAUAAUGGCAGUGUGAAUGCAGACUGUUCAGUAUAGGUCUUUGUUUUUAUGCUAAUGUUGUGGUGCAAAUAAAUGUCACCAUAUUUUGUUUAACAAUAACUGUUCUGACUUAUAAUACUGUGAUUUACUGUAAUUGAAGCAGCUCUAUGAUACAUUCAUUCUUUUGUUCAUCAUGUUCUAUAGACUACAUAAAGAAGAACAUUCAGGGAUGCACACAAAUUUGAGGUGUAUAUUAGCAAAUGACUAGGAAGUCACAUUAAGCUAAUGUGCAUAUUGUAUUAACAAUAAUCUAUCACUAUAUUGUUUGUAGUUAUUUGCACAAGUCAUACAUUUGAUUGGUUGAAAUGGAAAGAAAGCUGAUACUUUAAAAUAUUGCUGCCUUCUCAGUUACUCUAAACUGUAGUUGCUUGAACGACUUCAGAAGUUUCAAGUGUUUUCAAUAAAAGAAAUUUACAUUGUGGAACAUA
This is a messenger RNA of Schistocerca gregaria, 2459 nucleotides long. RefSeq lists its product as uncharacterized. The transcript is spliced from 5 exons. The record is from RefSeq and is a predicted model, not a curated record. Bases 38 to 817 code for a protein of 259 amino acids. Lineage: Eukaryota; Metazoa; Arthropoda; Insecta; Orthoptera; Acrididae. Gene Ontology annotation, cellular component: chitin-based extracellular matrix. Gene Ontology annotation, molecular function: structural constituent of chitin-based larval cuticle.